This is a messenger RNA of Nilaparvata lugens (brown planthopper), 11937 nucleotides long. Its product is annotated as chromatin modification-related protein eaf-1. The record is from RefSeq and is a predicted model, not a curated record. Lineage: Eukaryota; Metazoa; Arthropoda; Insecta; Hemiptera; Delphacidae.
AUGGCAACAUUGAAUUGGUAUCCAUUAGAAAUCGUAGACUCCAACUAUACUGGUGGAAUAGACGCACUGAAACUAUUCCGCGCGUCUUCAGAAUGCAUGGCCUCUUAUGGGGAGCGUCUAUUCCGCUCGAUUGAUAGAUUAAAAGGAUACAUCGUGGACUCUCUACCGCAGGGCUUAUUGGAGGGGCGCCCCGGCAGCUCGCUUCUGCUCACUCCCCACCAGGUGCAGCAACUGCAACAAAUUCAAGCCCAGCAAGAGCAGGCCGGAGGAGCCCUGACAUUCACUCUACAACAACAUCACACGGGUGGUGCGGCAGGCUGCCUGGGACCACAACUAGUGCUCGCACCGUCGCCGUCAGCCGCAGCGUUCACCUACCCAGUGGGAGGAGGUGGCAACACUGCACAAUGCCUGGACACCAGUGCGCAUACGCCAAUCAUUCAGCACAUCGGCACCACUAGCAUCCUACAGUCGAGCAUCCAACACCAUGUACGCCAAUCGGCCAGCAUUCACCAGCAGGUCAUACAGCAGGUCGGCAGCCAGACUAGCAUACAACAGGUGGGAGCGGCGACGGCGGGGGGAGCCAUUCGAAGUGUGGAAGGGGGUGGAGGCGGAGGUGUGGGUGUGGGUGGGGGUGGGGGCAGCAAGUGUGUGGCUGCUUCGCCUGGCUCGCCAUUCUCGCGCUCUCUCACUCCCUCCCCACAGCAGCGAGUUGUUACGCCUCAGCCUCAUCAAAUUCAUCAGGUAAUGGGGCUCCAGGUCACCAGGUCGUGCAGAUAUUCCACCAUCAGCAGGCGACUAGAAACACUGAUUGAAAAAGAUAAAUCUGUGAAGCCGAAACAGCCGCAGCAGAUCCUGCCGAAACCAGCAGGCAGCUCGGCUACCACCGUUACCAAGGCAACCACGGCGCAUGCGCACGCACAGGCGCACACCACCAACAUGGCCGCUGCCGCCGCCACCGUCGCUCAGCCCCAGCAGGCCUCGGCUUUGCUCUUCAACCAGAUGAUUCCUAGUGCUCCUGUUCUGGUGAGGCAGCAAAGUCACGGCGUGCAGUUGGUGUUGCGUUCCCCUCCUCCUCCUCCGCAGCCUCCCCCCUCCAAAUCCGGCGGCGUUGUCAUACUUCAAGGCAGGCAGCAAACUCAGCAGGUGGUUCAGCUACUGCAGGGCAUCCAACUGCAGCAAAUCCAAACGUCGUCGGGUCCGACGCUGAUCGCCGUGCCCUCGUCAAUGGCAGCCCCGCAGCCGCCCCCCUCCCCCGCACCCGUCCCCACCCCUGUACAGUCACCCACUCCGCCCCCCUCGCCGUCGCUCAUCAAAAAGCAACCCAUCAUCAACAACACCAUCAACAAAAAGAAGAAGAAGAAGGAAGAGGAGCCGCGACUCGACCUGUUGAAUCUCAUGAAAAUAUCUGGCAUCGAAGAAGAAGACGUAGGUCCGAUGAUGACACAGACGCCAGUCAUCCAGCACCACCAUCAACAACAACACCAUCAAGAGCAGCAACAGCAGCAACAACAACAUCAGCAGCAGGUGCUCCAACAACAGCAACAACAACAACACAACAACAACAGCAGUUUAUGCAGAGCACAUCACCGAGACCAGCCACACCCAAAACAACAACAGCAGCAGCAGUCGAUUGCAGUGGCUCAGCUGCAGCAGGCGUCGAAUGCAGCUGCAACUGCAUCACCCACCCAGUGUGCCACUGCCGGCCUCAGGUUCGCCCUCGGCGAAGACGGACGCAUGGUGGUGCAGCACAAUCCACAGAUUGGCAUGAACGUGGGGAUGGGGGGUAUGGGCCAGGUGACUCCGAGUGUAGCCGCCGCAGCUCAAACACAGCUGGCUCAGUUGCUCGCCGAGCAUGGAGGACUGCUACAGACGGCCGUUCUAAGCUGGUCAUCUGGUCACCAUGAUUCGCUGGUUAUGAAGACAAGUGGAAACAUGGCGACGGGGCUGACCCUGGGCGGGCAGUCGGUGCUGAUCAAUACGGGGGGUGCAACGGGGGCGACGCGGCGGCCCACGCAUGCGCCAACCAGUGUGGUGGUCGCCAACCCUCUGCUCGAGUCCACCCAGCACAACGGAGUGCGCAUUCUCACUGACAUGAACGGCCUCGCGCAUGCGCAGGCCCAAGCCCAAGCCCAGGCUCACAAUCGAGUCCAUCUUGUGCCAAACACCGACCACCACAAUCGCCUGCACAUUGUCUCGGGAGUUCCUAGUUCCGCCGGAAUCGCCUUGUCUGAACAGCAAAAGAAUCGAGUACAAAUUGUUUCUGCUAUAACUCCUUCCGACAAUAUGUCUUUCUCAGAUCAGCACAGAAUCCACAUGACGGCUGCUAAAAGUCAGACUCCAGAGCCUGACCGGAUACACCUAGUGCCAACCAGUAAUGCUAUCUAUUCUGAACAAAACAGAGUGCAGAUAGUGUCGGCAAUACAAAAUCAAACCCCUACCAACCGAACUGAUCACCAAAGGGUUCAAAUAGUGUCCGGAAUGCCGAAUGCACACAGUGAACAGCAGCAGCAGAGCAGAGUGCAGGUUGUGACUGGUGUUCAGAAUACGAGUUCUGUGUUACCGAUGAACCAGGUGUCUGGCCGCGUUCAACUCGUGUCGGGUGUUCAUUCUGCGGCUGACAGUAGAGUUUCUGUUGCAACAAACACUAGUGCUUUAAAUAUGAACGAACCAAGAGUGCAAAUUGUCAGUAGUAUGCCUAGUUUAAGUGAACCUAAUCAUGUGUCCGUUGUGACUAGUGCCAAUAAUUUGAAUUUAAGUGACUCACAAACUCAUAGACUUCCAAUUGUGUCGAACAUUGCCAAUAAUUCGAGCAAUAUUUGCUUGAAUGAUAGGUUACAGAUAGUGACAACGAUGGCUAAUUCUGUUGAACAGAGUCGAGCCUCUCUUAUUACGAAUAGUAUGUCUGUGAUGUCGAAUAGUGUUGAUAGUCAACAUCACCAUCAGCAGCAGCAGCAACAACAACAGCAGCAGCAGCAGCAGCGGAUACUGUUGACCCCGGAGCAGGCGAGGUCGCAAGUGGCCUGCAAGAUGUCGAGCAAGUCGCCGCAGUCCCCGAGAGGCACCAGUGGAGGCUCCAGCAAGAGUCCGGUGACGUUCUCGCCGCUCAGCCCAGCCAAUCAGAGGCCGACGUUUGCCAACCGACCCAACAUCACAGUUGUCACGCAGAUGGCGCCUCCGCUCUACUCGCAGCAGCAGCUGCAACCGGCAACCACUUCACACUCGGUUGGCACCGAGACAACGCCGCCGGCCAUCAACAGCUUCCAGUCUUCCCAAUACCAGAAGCCAGUCUCGGUGUCGACUGCCAUCCACAACCAUCUCGCCGACUCGGUCAUCCAGACGACCCAGUCGCAUCCGACUGUGAUAACCUCGUUGGCCAACUGCCAGCCGUCUCCCUCGCUGCCCGCCAAAUCCAUGCCACUGAUAACGGCCCGACAACAACCCCCACUACCUCCACAACCACCACCACCACCACCACCACAACAACAACAGCCUCCACCACAGCAACAGCAGCAGCAGCAACAACAACAGGUAGUGAAGCAACAGACUUCGACCGGCUACCAGAACUCGUUCCUGGAAAGCAUCGCACAAUCGCACCCCAACCUAGUGAUCAACAAAUCGCUGACUCCGCCGGCGCCACCCAAACCGGCGCUCAAGCCGAAGAAGCUGCCGAAGAAGUCGGCCGUUGUGAAGCCGAUGAUGAUGGAGGAGCGCCAGGGUGGUGGUGGAGGUGCUCAGGGCGGUGUCUGUGGUGAGAAGGAGCAGGAGCCGCCCAGUCUGGUGCCUCUCAACAGCUCCAAUCCUGACAUUGUGCAGGGCGCCCUACAAAGGGUGCAGACCAUUCAGCUCACUCCUCAAAAGCAACAGUUACUGAAAGCCGUUCAAAGCCAAAUAACCAUGCUGCAGAACAGAAAGUCUCGCACAAAUGCUGAGCAGGCUACCCUGCAAAAGUUGUUUGUGGAGCAGCAGAAGAUUCUUCUAUCCGGCAAACUAGUUCCUACAAUACCUGGCCAGCACGCUCAAGGACUCACUUUUCAGCAAGUAUCGACUCCAGUGAGACUGAUGUCGCCGCCCGCCACAAGUCCAAGCAGCAACGUGCCGAGCAGCAGAAGUGUGGCGGCCACCCCUCCACCCCCCUCGCCAAUCCCCGCGCCUCCUCUCACUUCACCACCUGUGGAAUCCCCCUCCCCCACCCCUGUACCUCCUCCGCCUCCUCCCGCUCCCCCUCCUCCUGCCCCGCCACCUUCGCCUCCACCGCCAGUUCACUUCCAACCUCCGCCUCCGCCGCAAGUGGCCUCCGCACCACAGCCACAACCGCCCCCGCCUCAACCUCCACCUCCACAACCACCACCACCGCCGCCCACCACCAGUUCAAAGGCCACUUCACCUCUGCACGUGCAGGUUGGCACACAGACAUGUUGUCUCCCAGAACCUCCCAGUCCACCUGAAAUAAACUAUGCAAAACGUGCAGGCCUAAUUGAGCAGCAACUGAACCUGGACAAGCAGGGCGCAUGCGCACCCGACACGAGCCGACCGUUCGCGAACGCGAAUGACGCAUGCGCGCGACUGGUGAGCUACCACUGCCUGGACGACCCGGUGCUGAGUCAGCGCGACCUCGAGAAGGCCGACGAGUUCUUCGAGGCCACCUCCCGUCAUCUGCUCGACAAGAACGCGCACAUGCUCAACAAGUACAACUAUCUCCUGCUUAUGGAGAGCAUGAGGCAAGUUCAGACGAGCGAGUUGAUAAUGCUGGGAAGGAUGUUUGUGGCCGAUGAGACGGCUCAACUGGACCAAUUGCGACAGGAGGCUGCAGCCGCCGCAAAUGCCCCCACUACUCAUCAAGCAUCAACGGCAACGUCGGCAAGCGUGCAGGCAGGUGCAGGUGCCGGUCGAGAGAGGGAGAGAGAGAGUGGCGGUGCCAAGCGGGAGCGAGAGGAGGGGGUCGACGGCGGCGCCGAGACCAAGAAGAAGCACUGUCCCGACGAUGACGAGAUCAAGGCCCAAGUGCAGGACGCCAUCGAGAGCAUCCUCAACCUGAAGAGUGACCCGGCGCUCGACGAGGCUGUCAACAGCAUCCUCUCCAGCUGACCUGCCUCUGCCUCCUCAGCUCGCUGACGUCUCCUAGUCCGGACAUUGGUAAACGUCCUAGCAAAAACCUAUCAUUGUUGUAUUUUUCUGUGCGUCACCGCAACAUAUUAGUUGAUUUGUGAGUCAUUAUCGAGCUCUGAACGUUGUUUAUUGAUAAACGUCUCAGCAGAAACCUAUGUUGUUCUUGUCCUUUGCUUGUACACAAGAUAUUAUAAUAUUUUAUUUGAAUCAAUUUUGUGGGCCAUUAAAUAAUUAUUAUAAAAUAAAAUAUAUUACUCAUUGUGCAAGAUAUUAAGCCAUAGUUUUUAAAACCGACAUUACUCGUUAAAACCAAAUUGAGAAUAUUGUUCCCGAUAAGGGACGGACUGCGAUCAUUGUUUAUUUGUAAAUAUCCUAGCAAAAUCCUGCGGUUGUCUUCUUCUGUGCAUGAAUACAAGAUAUUAGAUUUUGUAAAUGCAUUUUUGGGUCGUUCGAGAAUUAAUGAAAUAAUACUCAAUUAGUCAUACGUUUUAAAACUAAUGAUAUUCAUGAAAAAGCGAGAUAGGAUUUGAAAAUUAUUUUCCAUAUGAUAUUUUUGUUUUGUGUAAUCAAAUCGCUUGAGCCAAACUAGCUAGGCAUUAUUCUUCUCAAAUGACUAGAUACACAAUUCAUUUAAAUGAUAGGUUUCUCCGUGAAAAUUUUUGUAUCCAUUUAGUUGUAUUGGUCCUGGUUUGAUUUCCAAACACAUUUAUUUUCAUGCAAAUAUUGGGGGUAACUGUUCAUACUAAUCAAUUGAAAUUAAAGAUCAUUGAAUGAAGUGAGAAGGGGAUGGCUGCAGAAAUACUAUUGUAUUUAAAGGUACCUAAUAACAUGUUUUGUAUUAUACCAUAAUCAAUGGGAUAUUUUCUUAUAAACUAAGUUCUAGACUUUAAACAGCUGGAGUCAAAAAAUUGGCUUUCGGAAACGGGGCGUGGUCGCAGUUUUUAUGAUAAUCAUUUUUUUCUCAUUUCUAUAAUAAUUGGAAACGUUUUUCCUUGACGAAAUGAAACAUUCCUAAAUAAUUCAAAAUAGUUGGAACUUAACACUAUUUUCUCUUUAUUUUAUUUUGUGUUCAAUUUUCUAGUUUUUUGAAAUUUAAUUUGAACGUGGACUGCGACUACGCCCCGUUUCGGAAAGCCAAUUCUCUGACUCCAGCUGUUUAAAGUCUAGAACUUAGCUAAAUCCCGAGUACGGAAACCGGCCCAUAAACUUUUCACUACUCAAAAUAACUUUUUACUACUCAAACUUUUCAAACUGAAAAUAACCAGUCACCAUACAGAUUUCAAUGGUAACUUACUGUUUUCAAGUAGGUGACUGGUAGUCUACAAAAUCCAUCAGGCUCAUUUAAAUGAAUAAAGAAUUUAUUUUUCCCUUUUCAUUCAUCUCAUUGAUGGCCUUUUACAUUCUCAUUCUCAUUUGUAUGACAUCUCAUAAGAUGUGUAUUGGAAAUACUGUAGUUUGAUCUUUCUUUCAAUAAUUUCUCAUUUCUGCUAGCUUAUCCAAUGAGAAAAAUAACGUUAUUAGGAAAAGUUAGAAAAUUUUGAAAUAAAAACUUAAUUUAAACUUCCAUUUUAGUUGAACUUCUAUUAUUGGAAAUUAGCGUAAUUUAUAUGUUGCUAUAGUGAGGUUCACUUUAUAAUGACGUUCAAAUUGGUCCACGUUAUAAUUGUUUGCUUAGCAAUUGUAUUGCUAUCCUUGUCUAUAAUUCAACAAAGCUGAUAGCGCUAUAUCUUUCUCGCUUUGCUCUGUUGCCAGAUCGUUUUUUAACAGUGUAGAAAUAUAAUUAAUUAACAAAAUAUUUAAUCUGGAUUAUGAAAUCAUUGUAAAAUAUAAUUGAUUAUUUUAAACGAGAGUGAACCGUUAUUAUUACAUCAAUAAACCGGUAUCACUUACUCUCCAUAGAAGGCAUUGACAUGACAGAGGAUCUGCAACGUUGAUCUCCUAUCUUUCUCCACUGCCAUUAUAACGUGGACCUCACUAUAGUUUAUUUUGAUGUCAAUAUUGGGGAUCAGCCAAACAAGGUUAAAUAUUAGAACGUUGAUAUUAAUCGCAUUUUAAUUUUCAACUAAUUGAAAUUAUAGUGUCUUUCAUUUGUAUUAUUUUGUGAUUGUAAUUACUGGAAGACCUGAAUUGAUAUUUUGUAUUGAAUAUAGUAAUAAUAUAGUCUUACCUACAACCAUCACAUGAUUUUAUUAGUAUAUUGUUUUUAUUAUCUAGGUUUUUGCCAAUGACGUUUAUUGAAUAAACAAUAAUGCAAUUGAUAUUCAAAAAUAUCACCUAUCAUCAAGGUUUAUUACUUUGAGUGUCAUCAAAAACUGUGAAAUGAAUUUUUCUAUAGAGUAAUAUAUGGUAUAGUUAUUUAAUAAUGUUCUGUAGUAUAUUGUGCUUUAAAAUCUUGAAUUCUCAUUCAAACUGUUGCCUAAUCGUUUUUCGUUUGAAUGUUGAUUGAUUAGUUUUAAUAUCAUGAAUUUGAAUUGUUACUGAACAAUUUGACAUGAAAAGUCUCAAAAUCAUCACCUGUAGACAUAAAUGAUGCUGUGAUAAAAUUAAUUACUUAGUAGGUAUCUUUCAAUUUUUGUCAUUAUUUCUGGUUUUUCAUUGUAUUUAUUUUUAAGUUGGCCAAUUACUUAUGGAUAUUAAUUGUCAAUUUAGUUAUUAUAGUAGUUAUGUGUUUUAAUUUAAGGUCUUAUGUAUUGUAGUGGUAUCUCGUAAAACUACUAGUGGUACUCAAGUAGAGUCGGCUUUUUGGGGUAUGUUGAUUGAGAAAGCUGGUGAUUACCUCAAGCAAAUAUUACCUACGCUACUUUUUGCGUUUUUUCUUCAUUCGACCAAAUAAUCAUUUCUAAUUGCUUCUAUUUUCCUUCUAUUCUGACUUGUUUCCAGUGAUUGAGUGCUUUGUUUAUUUCCUAUCACAAAAGAGUUUUUACCUCUAUUCAUAGGUUGCCUCCCUUUUUCUAUAUAAAAGCUAUCAGAGCCAUAUCAGUGUAUCUUAUCUUCCAGUACAUGCAUAACUUUUUUAAAUUGGGUUUCAUCUUUGUAAAAUUCUCAUGGGGACAUGAAAUUUUCUUGUGCUCAAAAAUUUUAGGCAGCUUCUUUGAUUUACAUUAUUUAGCGCUAGUCAUUAAUAAGUUUUGCUUCUAUUAUUUUUCUUGUUUUUUAUUUUUAUUCUAGCAAUUCAAUAUUAUUCGAACUUGAAAUAAGCGAAUGUAUACUGUGGUGUUUAGAAGUUGGACUUUACAUGACUUGGAAUAAUACAUUAUGAACCUCAUCACUCAAACUUGUUAAUCAUGGUGCAGAAUAAAUAUUUCUAUUUUGUGAACAAAUUCUCUGUAAUAAAUCUUUUUCGAAAUGAUUCUUCGAAUAAUGGUAGCUAUUAAUUUGAAUGAGGUUCUAUUUUUUAAUCAGAUAAUGGAUUAUUUAAAGAUUACGUUGCAAUUUAAAGCUAAUAUUGAUUUGUGUCUUCAGAUACAAAACUUGUAGUAUCUUUGUUCUUUGCUGAGACAUAUUGAUAAAAUAUAAUUUCCGAUUGUGUUCCAGUCAACUGAAGAAAAAGCAAUAACAUUACAAUCAUAAAUUCAUAUUAGGAUAACUUAUUAAAUAAUGAAAAAUGUGUGUCUUUCUGAUCACUUUACAUUUUAGGAUCAACAUACUUUUCAAUAUUGUGUGUAACACCAAAGUCUCAAGUUUUUAGUAGGCUUGACAUAUUUUAGCAUUCAAAAAUGAAUUAUAGUAUUCAUUAUUCUAUGUAAGAAUAUUGUCCUAUUAAGAUAAUCGAAAUAGUACCUGCCUUACUACUGAACUCUGCAACUAAAAAAGUGUCCUGAAUAAUUGUAGCAAUUUUAAUAAAAUGUCAUUUUCUAUCGUUUUAAAAUAACUGAAAAUGAUUAUAGUUUGAACAAAAACAUCAUUUUCUGUUCUAAAAUUCUAUUAUACUCGUAGUAUCAAACCGAUUAAAAAUACUUCACACUGUUACAUUCUCAAGUGUGCUUUAUUGAAAUUGAUAAUUUUCAACCGAGUAGUACUAUCGCCCGUAUUAACGCACAAGUUCUCUGUUUUCAUCCCACAAAUUGAAUCACUGACAUUAAAUUAAGAAAUAUCAAUUUAUUCAGAUUUCAUUUUUAUAAUACUUCACUCUGAUUAAAAGUAGCCUUAAAAAAGUAAUUCCUUAAAAGCGAAAAAAACUGAACUUUACAACGAAAAACUCUUCUUCAUGAAAAUUAGAACUGGAUUGUGUAAAAACAUUAUAAUUGUUAAAAUGUAUAACAUCAUUGUAUAAAAAUAUUUAUGGCUUCAGUCAACUCUAGUUAUUUCGAACAUUGAAAAGCUCUGUUACUUAUUAAAUGUUUCUACUGCUAUUUGACUAAGAGAACAUAUUGCAUAUUGGAUAUUCGCAGUGUAAAGAGUAGUGUUUAAUAUAAUUAAAGUUGACUGGAUGUCCAUGUAUUGCAUGGUACCCGACUGAUUGAAUUUUUGUUAUAUGAAAUGACCACUGUAUUCUGUUGAGGCUUUCUAACAGGCAUUCAACAACUUGAUUCUAAACCAAACGUUGGCACAGAUCUACCUGCACCUUGAUCAAUGCAUUGUAAAUAUUACAAGCUGAUAUUCAAAUUUAUUUUUACCAACCUCCACAUGAAUCAAUAAUUAUAAUAGGUAACGCAUAAACGCAAGGCAAGUAGGUGCUAAGCCGCAUUUUACAGUGUUUUUGUCCUACCUUUUAAGAUUUUUCAGUUCAUGUUUACUUUGAAACUGAUAGUUUUACUCUACUUUCAAAAUAUUAUUUUCUCAUUUCGAGCUUUUCAUCCAGUUAUUUAUGCUUGUAAAAUCACUAGUGAUAAUAAUUAGAAUAUGUUCGUUUUAAUCUCUCAUGUGUCAUGCAAUACAUAAAUUACAAAUAAUAUAUUUUGCACAGACUGUAUUAGUUUCAAAUUCAGCUCACAAGUAUAACCAGAUAAAUCUGGAAAUAUUCUUUAGAACUUACACAAUAAUUUCUAUCUGAUUAUUUUUCAAAUUUCUCAAUAUCAACAACUAUCUUUAUUGGAAUCUAUAAAUCUAUUAAUUAUUCUUGAAUCUACUACUAUUUUUUCGCGCUUGAGGUUUUGUAUGUAGAGCGGAAUAACAGACUUCAAUGAAAUUUUCUCCAUACCUCAGUAACUCUUUCUAGAACAUGUAUAUUUUUCAAUUUUCGAGAAAAUUAUAAUGUAUUUUAAAUUGAUAAUUCUAAUUUUUCAAUUUGACUCUUAUUAAUAUUAUUAUCUACUCCUUUACCAUUAGUAUUCGCACAUAGGCACUCAAGAAAGCCAUAAAAAUGUAUGUUACUAUGCUGUUAUGUACUUUCAUCACCAUAAACGAUAAUUUUUUACUCGUCUGACUUCAAUGUGACUUUGCAAUCGAUUUUAUAAUUGAUAAUUAAUUUCUUUUUGUAUGUAUAGAUCAUGUAUUAGCCUAUAAAUCCUCGCAAACGAAUAAGUUAGAAGACUUCAUUGUAAAUGAGAGCAGCUCUUGUUUAGUGUUUUAUUAGAAAUUGAAGUCAAGUCCUAAAACAUUUGUUACCUAAUUUGUACGUUCUUGUACUCUAGAUGCAGCUUCAAAUCGUUUUAACUUCAUUUUCUUGAUCCUUCAAACAGUAUGAGGUAUUACAAAUAAGUUACUUUCAUCUUUAUUAUUUAUUGCUUUUAAUAAAUAACUUUUAAUCCCACACUAAAUUGUAAUAUUCUGACAACUGUUGUAUGAAAUUAAUAGCAUUUUCUUUCAACUUUUUGCAUAUGAAUCUUUGGAUACCAUUGGAAUAUUUUCUGAUCAGAAAUAUAUUUCUAUUUUUAUUUGAAAGUUCUUUAUGUUCGAAUGUGUUCUGUGUGAUUUUGUUGAAUAUGUUACUUUUCCGAUAUCAAUGAUUCAUCUCAAUUUUGAUGCAAUGUAUGAGCCAUUCAGAAUACAAAUUUAAAAAUUCACAAUUAAAUACUUUCUCACCUUGAUAAUUUUGAAAAAAAAUUUUGGUCAGCAGUAUUAUUUAGAAAUUUCCUAUAUUCUUUAAUAUCUUGAAGAUAUACUUUUCCAAGUUAUUCAUUGUAAAUAACGGUAUUGAAUCCUUCAAAAAUUCCGUAGGAAACUCCAUUCCUACAUAUUAAAAAUCACUGCGAUCAUGUUCAACAUAUAUUAUCUAAAAUAGUAAUUUUAAUUAUGCAAUCUUUAUUUAUGUACAUCUUUAUUUUGCUACUAGCCAAUCAAUCGAAUUACUGUACUUAGGUAGUUGAAUUGAAGCUGUUAGUUCCGUUAACUGAGUUCCUAUCUACUAAAACUGAAUUUUAUUCGAUUUACUAACUCCAAAGUUUUCAAGUGAUGAAAUUUUUGUAGAGCUGAAUAUUGAGAAUGCUAAUCAUGUCGGUUUGAACUUGUAAGCUUAAUUUGUUUCAGCUUGAAUUAAUUUAUAUGUGCUUAAAAGAUUGAAACUCACAGUGUCAUGAUAAACCAAUAGUUCUAUCAUUGUGAAAUAAACAUUUGUGUGAUCUUACUCGCGCAGGUCUUUAAUAACAAAAUUUAAGUGAUGACGAAGUUCUUGGCAAAGACUGAUUCCUUAUAAUAGCUAUGGACACAUUCCAUUUAACAACUCGCAUGUGAAUAAUAAUUCGAAUUAUUUGUCGAUAGCAUCAAGCUAAGGUUGAAGGUUGUGAUGAGUCCUGAGAUCUCAAGGACAAUUUGGAUCCUAUAUUGGACUUGAAUAUGAUGUUGUACAAAUUAAUUUAUAUUUGAAAUUCACAAUGGAAAUAUAAUGUCUUGUAAAAUUUUGUAAAUAGAUGUACAGUACUUUUACAGAUAAAUGGAAUUCUAAUAAUUAUA